ACGCCUUGAACAGUCGAGGCGUCGAAGGUUGAUUUUUAAUCGUCAUAAAAUUAAUAUAACGUUAAAUCGCUCUAAAUCACGAGAGAAUUUAUCGAGAUUAAAAUAAUUUUGGAGCAAUAUAUUGUAUAGUGAUAUCAUUUUUAAUACAAUAUUUUUCGCGUGUUGUGUGUAUAUAAGAAUUUUUAAUUAAGGAUAAAUAAAGAAUAAAAAAUAUUUUUUUGAAGAAUUUGUUGAGAUUCUUUGACGAGAUGGGUCGGAGAAAAAAAAAUUCAAAAAAGUUUGCGGACGUUACUCAGAAAAUCUGCGAGAGUAAAAUAUCGGAAAAAUUGAAUUCCGCUGAAAAAGAGGAAAUGAAAAAAAGAGAAGGAGAUUUUUCUAUUCUUGAAGAUGCAAUUGAUGUUUAUCAACGUUUGAAAUUGCCACUUGUACACUCGAUGCAGCAUCGAUCGCCGGAUGAUAGCGAUGAAGAGGAGGACGCCGUCGAGCUAAAUUUCUGGCCACGUUUUGUCUUUGUGUCGAACCUGUGCUUGAUCUGCAUGGAACGAUCGGAGGAAGUCUGCGAAUCUUGCAAUAUGGUUUCUUACUGCACCGUUAAACACAAGAAGCAAGGGUGGCUGAAACAUCGCGAACUGUGCAAAGUUCUUACCGAAGUUUGCACGAACGAAGAAGGCUUGUCAUUCUUGCCGGAUCUCACCGCGGACAAUUAUCGCGUUUAUCGGUUAAAACUUAUCGAGAUUGUGGAAUGCCGUUUGAAAAGACCUCUCGACCUCUGGGAGAAAGAGAUUCUUCUUUAUCCUCGCGUUUGUUGCAGCUGCCGUUAUUUUUCGAAGACUCUGAGAUACUGUCCGACGUGCGAAAUCGAGUUAUUCUGCGAGAAUCAUGAUGAUAAACAUGAAAAAUGGUGUCGAGACUUGCAAGUGUUUCGAAGAGUGUUAUUUAUGCAGUAUAGAAAUGGUCACGUGGAUCCCGAGAUUCCGAAUACUUUUCAAAAUAGUCCGCUUUAUCUACCAGAUAAUUUUGACUCGUUAAUGGCACAACUUUACAAUCGUUCAACAUAUUAUUGCAACAUGGAUUGUUACACAUAUUGUAGUCUUUCUCAUAUAUCGACUAUUCCAUUGACAGCUCUGUAUUCCAUGCAAAUUUCUUGUCAGGAUUGGGAAACUAUCGAUACCUUUGUGGUCCACGUGAUAGGCGCCGAGUUUCAGUUCGAGUGCAUAAAUUUGCACGUGUGGGAAAAACUCUUUCUACAUCUUCUUCCGAAUUUAAAGCAUCUCAGAUUAAUAUUUAUUGGCCCGGAAUUGAGAUUACCAGCAGUGCCAUUAGAUCUUUUGACCGCUGUGAAGAUUUGUUUGACUUGCAAAUCAUUCGGUCGACGAGUGAAUGUUUCAUUUCAUCCCGGAAAAUUCUAUCACAAUUUUUGUCAUUCUAAACAAUUUAUAAAACCGCAUCUAGUAUGUCUUUUUAAUCCGGGUCUUUAUCGGGAAACUGGAUUUGAAGGUAGAGAUACGUGGUCAGAGACAAUAAAGGAAUUCUGCAAAACAAAAGUUCCCGUUUGCGUGACGUCUUACACGAAACAUGAAAUUCCUCGAGAAAUAAUCAGAAUAAAAUCGAUUAUUGAUGUGGAGACAAUUCUGGAGCCAAGAAGAAAUCCAUUUGCUUCGAUCAAACCCGAUAGAAACUUCGUUAGCGAUGAUGCGGCACCACUUAUCUACAAAAAUUAUUAUCUCACUAUUAUUAAAGGAAAAUCAUAAAUAGAUUUAUGUAAGAUCUCUUUUCUCGAAUUUCUUUUAUAUUUAAUUCAACAUAAAUAUUUUUCGGAUAUUUUAAAUUUAUUUAUCUAUAAAUUUUUCAUCAUGGCUUGAAUAAAUCAAUGUCUGCAAAAUUUAAUAAAAAAAUAUGUAAUAUAAUAACUAAAGUUGGCAAAUUGUCAAUUUCAAUAUGUAUGUGGUAAUAUAAAAAUAUUUUUUG
Messenger RNA from Cataglyphis hispanica, 1968 nucleotides. RefSeq lists its product as uncharacterized. The record is from RefSeq and is a predicted model, not a curated record. NCBI's taxonomy places the organism in Eukaryota, Metazoa, Arthropoda, Insecta, Hymenoptera, Formicidae. The transcript is spliced from 2 exons. Gene Ontology annotation, cellular component: extrinsic component of mitochondrial inner membrane. Bases 249 to 1751 code for a protein of 500 amino acids.